AUGUCCACAAUUACAUUUGUCACCGGAAAUGCAAAGAAGCUAGAAGAAGUGAUUGCAAUUCUUUCAGACGGGCACCCUCAAUCUGCUGAUGGUGGUUCAAAGGUGGGAAAUUACAUUAUAAAGAACGAAAAGCUGGAUUUAGACGAAAUUCAGGGAUCCAUUGAAGAAGUCACCAUCCAUAAAGCUAAGCAAGCGGCUAAGCUACUAGGGACUCCCGUUCUAGUGGAGGAUACUAGUUUGGGAUUCAAUGCUUUGAACAAUCUCCCCGGACCUUAUAUCAAAUGGUUCCAUGAAAAAUUGGGACUAGAUGGUUUAAACAAGCUUCUAUAUGGAUUUGAGGAUAAGUCAGCCAAUGCGAUUACAACCUUUGGUUAUUGUGAAGGUCCUGGUGCCGAUGUCAAACUUUUCCAGGGCGUCACUACCGGUGAGAUUGUUCCCUCUCGGGGUCCUCAGGAUUUUGGUUUUGAUUCCAUUUUCGAGCCUCAUGGAAUGGGAAAAACAUAUGCUGAGCUACGAGGUCCUCAAAAAAAUAGAAUAAGUCACAGAUCCAAGGCUCUAGCAAAGCUGAAAGAGUUUUUACUCAGCCAAUAG
This is a messenger RNA of Ogataea haglerorum, 591 nucleotides long. RefSeq lists its product as uncharacterized. NCBI's taxonomy places the organism in Eukaryota, Fungi, Ascomycota, Pichiomycetes, Pichiales, Pichiaceae. The coding region runs from base 1 to 591 and encodes 196 amino acids. Gene Ontology annotation, molecular function: nucleoside triphosphate diphosphatase activity. The transcript has a single exon. The record is from RefSeq and is a predicted model, not a curated record. Gene Ontology annotation, cellular component: cytoplasm. Gene Ontology annotation, biological process: nucleoside triphosphate catabolic process.